UUGAUGUGAUAUGCACUCCAAUGGGCGCGUCCGAUUCUAAACUCAGCUUUAAGCAGGGCAUCUUCCGCCUCUCGGAACCCAAGCAGAUCCCCGCCGACGACAGCUACUGGACAGGCUUUUGGGAACUGCCCGAGUCGGCUGAAGAUGUCUUCUCGCUCUUUUCUCCUGCCGACAUUCGUCGCACACGCGAUAAUAAUCUCGCAAACCUCGAAACCCUCAUCCUCGCCGUGACCUCCCGCCUAUGCGUCCUCCGUAGCCACCCUUCCUUCCCCGACUUCGAACUUGCUCCCGAGCGGGACGCCCUCAACUGCAUUCGUGUUCUUACCCGUAUUCUUCCUUUCAUAUACGAGGCCGAUCAUCUUGAGUCGUGGGAGGACAAGUUCUUCUGGUCUGCACGCCUCAAGCGCACCCGCCAUGGCCAUGUGCGUUCCGAGGUGCUCUUUGAUGAAGCAGACCCAGAACAGACGCCUACCGAAAAGGAGCCCGAGUUCGAGAAGGCGAAACCCCUCGCCGAGGAGAUCAUUGAUACGCUGAUUGACCUACUCUUUUUCUCUGAAUUCACCCUUCCAAAGGGCCCUGCUGGGAAGGAUAAAGUGACCUAUGCGAUUUGGCAGAGCGGUGUCGGUUGUAACACCCCCAUUGCCUCCACCAAAGAAUAUGAAAACAACAGAAUGGAGAUUCUGCGCCUAUUGCUUACUUUUGCAAGCAAGUCCAUGUAUAUGUCUGCCAAUGUCCUACCCGUCAAAGGUGUCAGAGCAAUCACUUACAUGGCGAGCUGUUCCGAUAAACAAGUUGUGUUGUCGGUUCUAUGCUCAUUACUGAACACAACUCUCAAAUACAAUCCGGCUUCAUGGAGAGUGCCGUAUGAUCACGUCAUGUUUAAGGACCAAAAGCAGAUCCUAGUCACAUACUGUCUACAACUACUUUUAGCCUUGGUCCUCUAUCCUAUCCCUGAGCCUGGUACAGGGGCUGCUCCGCGCAAUACCUUCAGAUACUUCCUGGGACGUUUGCACAGGCCCCAGGAUUUCCAGUUUCUGGUAGACGGAAUGACAAGAAUCUUGAAUCAACCUCUUCAAGCCACCUCCACAUAUCUCCCCGGCAGCUCCAAAUCUAUCACAUGGGCGCCUGAGAUGAUCAUGCUGUUCUGGGAAGCGCUUCAGUGUAACAAACGCUUUCGAUCCUUCAUAAUAGAUACGGAUCGAGCUCACGAUUUUGUGGUGCUGGUGCUGUACUAUGCGAUCGAUCAGCGUACCGACCCUACAAAACAAGGUCUUGUACGCAUGUGUGUAUUUGUGUUACAAACUCUUAGCGUUGAACCUCAAUUUGGGAAGAGCCUGAACAAAACUUUCGAGGGCCAGGAAACGCUACCCACGAGCAUUCGGAUCCCUAAUUUCCAUGGCACCUAUGCUGACUAUCUCAUCACCUCAAUAUACACGCUACUCACAACCAGGAAAGGAAAACUAGAUGCCAUUUAUCCGGCAUUGUUGGCCAUCAUCAACAAUAUCGCAGCCCAUGUGCAGAACCUUGGCCGCGCCCCAAGUUCGAAGUUGCUUCAACUUUUUGCAUCCAUGUCUUCACCGAGCUUCCUUUUGGCCAAUGAGAACAAUCACACGCUUCUUAGAUCUCUGUUGGAGGCAAUCAACGCCAUCGUCGAGCACCAAUAUCGAAAUAACCCGAACCUUGUCUACGCCAUUGUAAGAUCACGGAAGCGGUUUCAAGCUUUGAGAAAUUUCACACUGGAGAGUGGUCAGGAAGAGAUUGAACGUCAGAAUCAGUUAAGAAAGGAGGGUGGCGAGGACCCUACCCGAAAAAACUCCGUGGACAGUUUGCGGAGCCCAACCUUGUCUCGUACACCAACAUUGAGCAAUGUUCCGGAGGAGAAUAGCGCAUUUGCUAUUGGCGAUGACGAUGAUUCGGACGCAGGAGAUGAUCAGCGCUCACCGCGUCCUCAAUCUCCUCCACUAUCACCUUCUGGAGCUUCCAGGAGCGCUUCAAUUGCUUCCUCGGUUGACGAAUCAGUGCCUCUUCAACUUCGAGGAAUGUCAGAGAAAGCACGUGGGAAAAUGCCAAUUGGGCAGCCCGCCUUUUCACGCCAGAACAGUACUACCAGCCUGGCAAGUCUUGCCACACCUGCGCUAGCAGCUAGUGAAUUCUUCACGCCAUCUAGUCCAUGGAUCGAGAGCUGGCUACCGGAGCUGCCACUGCAUACAAUUCUCAUGCUGGUUUCUGAACUUGGGCCCAAGAUGCCCGCAAGUGGCAGUUCCUCGGCUGACAUAGCCGCGGCUUUGGAUACUAUCCGCACCACAGAGAUUCGUGGCAUCGAGCCCUCACCCAUCCGUGUUCACUCGUUCGAGUGGUCACCUUUGUCCCUGGGCUGGUACGAGUCGCUUCUUUGGAGUUUUAUCUUCGCGGGCGAAAUGCUCGUGAGUAAAGGAACAGCCGGCGUAUGGAACAACACAAGCAUCAGGCUAUUCAAAGUUCAAGAAGCUGCAGCUGCAGCGCCUAGUCUUUUGGCUCCCAGAGGUGCAGUGGACGCGGUUGGAAGUAAUCUUGUCCAGCGAAUAGGAAAUCUGAACAUCAGGAAUGCGGGUACGUCGGUCGGUCAGGGAGCUGGGGUGCAGAGGGGGACGACAACGCCUGGAGCCGGGACUGUCAGGGAUGUGUAA
Messenger RNA from Periconia digitata, 2666 nucleotides. The record is from the annotation of a GenBank genome assembly. Lineage: Eukaryota; Fungi; Ascomycota; Dothideomycetes; Pleosporales; Periconiaceae.